Messenger RNA from Mycena citricolor, 970 nucleotides. Lineage: Eukaryota; Fungi; Basidiomycota; Agaricomycetes; Agaricales; Mycenaceae. The record is from the annotation of a GenBank genome assembly.
CAUGCGCGGAGUUCUGAAGCCCCGUCUCGAGUGAAUCGGUCCAUGGCCUAGGGGUCCGAAAUCCACUGGUGGAGUACUGCCUUAGCGCGACAGUGCCAGGCAGAGUCAACCGCCAGUCUUCCGCUCGUGGCGAUACAUUCCCGCAAACCGUUGCGGUACUUCGCCCCGAGUUUGUUUGAGCAUCAGUGUAUUCAAGAUCAUUCAUGGAUAGCAAGACUAGUCCAAGUCGAGUGGUGGAUCUCAAUAAUCCUCGUUCUCGAAAUCAUAAUCCGCCUCCCACGCAUCUCCAGAAUUCACGAUCGGAGAUAAGUAUGGGCUCUGCCAACGGCCCGGUUCUUCGAUUCGGGGGCGGGGUUGAUGAGUCGGGGGGAACGAAGCUUCAAUGUGUAUUGAGAUCAGACAGAGCCCACGUACUUUUGGGUGAAGAAAUCCCACUUUUCACGACCCUUUUGGAACACAGAUUUCGUGCGCUGAGUAAUCGUGAGCAAGGACGGAAACAACGCAGAACGGAUCCUCACGUACUUUGCUAGCAGACCACUCGCCCCGGGGUAUACGCUCAGACGACGAAGCCGACUUGGAGCCCCCAAGGGACUGACCAGAGAGUGACUCGUCCGAUAUGGCCGAGGAGGCAACGCGAAGCAUGCGAGCCGCGGCGCGGGUGGGCGUGGAGAGGAGGAUGCUCGGCAUAGCUGAACUGGUCUGUUGAGCCUCAAGAAACUAGAACGUCCUUUAUAUAUGCUUCCUGGGCCCCAUCGAAUCCGGGGUAGACGAUGAAUUGUUCUUUCGAGCGACGGCUUCGAUACAUUGUCUGCUCAUGCUCACACUGCGGGGGGACUUAUUUUUUUUCUGUGGAAAAUGCGUGACAAUCUAGAAGUCCGAUUUUCACUGUUCUGUUUUCAGACAAAAAAUAUAUAUUGAAAAUAGACAUUGAUUUACAGCUCGAUUUUUACCACGAAUAGACAUCUAUUCC